Messenger RNA from Guillardia theta CCMP2712, 2385 nucleotides. RefSeq lists its product as hypothetical. Bases 1 to 2385 code for a protein of 794 amino acids. Gene Ontology annotation, molecular function: protein binding. The transcript is spliced from 2 exons. Lineage: Eukaryota; Cryptophyceae; Pyrenomonadales; Geminigeraceae. The record is from RefSeq and is a predicted model, not a curated record.
AUGUCCUAUCAAACGGAUCGCGGGAUGGUGAUGCAGGACACGCGCUCGGCAGAAGACAGCACGUCCAGGACAUCCUUCACUGAUGUCUCCCACAUGUCAACUGACAUGUUGCAGCAGCAGCUCACCCAUCAUGUCAUUCUGCGCAUGCACGAACGAGACAUCAACUUCGACCUCAUCCGGGAGACUGUCCGCCGAGGGUGGCGGCGAGACUUCGCAGCUGCGGUCCUGUACGUCUCAGAUCACAUCACUGUCGUCACGAGCGGCAAGCGGCUCAUCACUGCAUGGCGCAACGAGCUGACGAGCUUCUGGCCUCUCCUACGAGCUGCCGAUGGAGCUGACGGGCUUACAGCCGACACGGCCUACGCGUUCGUGCAGGACAAGGACAAGAUCAUGUUUGCUGGCGUUCUGGACAUCUCAGGCGAUGGAGCAGAGAUAGGGUUCGGCCUGCACAGACUUGGAGCGUCGCAUGAGGAGAGCUACUUCGACGCCAUGGUCGUCGGGCUUGAGCGGCAGGCGCCUCCCAGAGCUCGGAGGGAGAGGCUGAGACUGGAGAGAAUCGUGGAGCGAGGGCAGCGCGAUGACCAAGUCUUCAAGGAGGAGCGUUGGCGAGACAUGGACGACCAGUUGCUCCACAGGCUGGCAGACGAAAUGUCUCAUGCAAGCACCAACGACCAUCAUGAACGACCGGGAAGGGGAGUCAAACUGUCGGUGGGAGGCAUCGUGGGCCCCGACGUGAUGAUACAGAGAAGACUUUGUUCAGAUGAGGCAGAUGCUCGUUCAUGGGUCAAGUUCGGAAAGGGGGAAGACUUUCCCCUCCCGCACGCUGGGUUCGGUCGACUGGUGGAGCUGAUGCAAGUAACAGUCUCCUGCCUGCCGGAGGUCGCCGGGCGCUGGACGUACAGGGACGCAAAGUACGAAGGCAAGUCGUCGAGCUACAAGUACACCAUCCUACCUCUCAACAAGUUACAGCAGGGCAACAACAUCUCCUUCCAUGUCGUCUGCCUCCACUCCGACGACGACGACGACAACGAGCAAGCCGUGUACAGGCGGAUCGGAGUCGGACGAGGAUCCUUGCGGCUUGACUCGACGGGUCGCGCACGAGCAUGGGACGCCGAUCGAUCGCCCCAAGAAGGAGAUGUGGAGAGGAGACGUCAGGCGCCUCCAAGGUACCACCGACACCGAGCUCGUCAAAGAUCCUGCGCCCGAAAGGAGGGCAGACGACUUGACUGCCCCGACUCGGACCCCGAGGACUUCGAGCGCAUGAUGGAGGCGUUUGUACCGUUGCAGCCGGGCUGGGAGGAGGCGAUACAGUGCGGCGAGAUCGAUCGGAUCGAGCAGCUGCUCCGAGAGGACUCGAGCCUCCUCCGCCAGCCCUUGCGAGUAGACAAGAUCCUCAACUCGCCGCGUCUUAACAGCAGGAACGGGUUCCCUGUCCUCCCUGUCGUCGCCGCGGCUCUGUACCGCAGGUUUGACGUGGUAGAGGCCCUUCUCCCCCACUACCGAGCGGCAGGGAUAGAGCUGGACGCGUUCGUGCUGGCGGUCUUGUCCGGCAGCGAGGCAGCUCGGGAGCAGCUGGGGGAGAGGGCCCGUAGGCAUCCUCGCUUACUCACUGAAAGAUGUCCGGAGAGCGCCUUCAUCGGGGGCCGGCGAGGCCCGCAUCCCCUCUCAGCUGCUCGACCGGACGAAGACCUCAGGCUCGUCGGCUGCCGCCUGAUCGAGAUCGCCGCGAAGUUUCUGCUGACGGACACAGUCCAGCUGCUUCUCAGCUUGGGCUCAGCUCACACGCCAGUCUCUGCCCUGCAGGCCGGAGACGUGGAAGAGGUGCGGAGGUUCCUGAGGACAGCAAGAGGGCCGAGCCCUGUUAACGAUCACUUCGAUGGGAGGAGGAACGCAGCGAUGGCAAACAUCGACAGCAUGACGCCGCUGCUUUAUGCCGUGUACAGGAGCGACGUCGCGAUGGUUCGCAUGCUGAUCGAGGAGGGAGCGGACAUCUUCGUGCGACGAGGAGGGCAGCAGUCGACCAGCAUCAACUACGCUCAGAUCUAUGAUCGCGACGUGCAGCAAGGCUUCCCCGUGCUGCGGCUGCUGCUGGAGGAGUACAGGAGGAGGAGGAGGGAGGGCACCUGCCCUCCUGACUGGCUGAACCUGAAGGAGAAGUGCGAGAAAUGGCAGCACAACACCCUCCCCGAGGCCCAGGCGCUUCUCAUCGAGUACGACCUGGACGACGAGGAGGCUGCAGGGCUUCAGAUCUGCGAGGAAUGGCAGUACAACACCCCCCCCGAGGCCCAGUAUAUUCUCAUCGAGUACGACUUCGACGACGGGGAGGACUCCGACGAGGAGGUGGAGGAAGCGGCUGCAGGGCUUCAGAACAUCUCAGUAGAGUGA